Cantharellus anzutake is the source of this 843-nucleotide messenger RNA. RefSeq lists its product as uncharacterized. The record is from RefSeq and is a predicted model, not a curated record. Gene Ontology annotation, biological process: [2Fe-2S] cluster assembly; protein complex oligomerization. NCBI's taxonomy places the organism in Eukaryota, Fungi, Basidiomycota, Agaricomycetes, Cantharellales, Hydnaceae. The transcript has 3 exons. Gene Ontology annotation, molecular function: protein-folding chaperone binding; ATPase activator activity. Gene Ontology annotation, cellular component: mitochondrion. Bases 392 to 595 code for a protein of 67 amino acids.
CGUUGACACGGACACCUUAUCACACAUUGCUGAAUAUGCCCGAGAACUCCAACCCGUUUGUUGUGGAUUUAAGGCUGUUGAAGACAAACUUUCUCCAAGCGCAGCGCAAUGCUCAUCCAGAUGCUCGGACUAGACCAGAAGCAUGUGUUACGUUGCUGCCCAUUCGCAUAUUUCAUAUUUCUCACGAUGCCGUUCGUAGAAUGCGCAAGACAAGGCAACUGCCAACUCAGCAGAGAUAAACAGGGCAUACCAGACCCUCCUCUCUCCUCUUAAGCGGGCAGAGUACCUCCUUGCCAUAAGAGGUUUUGAGAUCGGUGAGACGGCCAAGCUCGAUGGCAGCCUAGACGCGUUGGACAGUGCAAAACACGAUAUAGACCUCAUCGUAGCGGUCAUGGAGGCCAGGGAAGAGCUGGAGGAUGCUCAGACGGAGGAAGAAGUGGAAUCUGUAGUGAAAAGAAAUAAAGAACGUAUCCGAACUGAAGCCGAGGCGCUUGAGAGAUAUUUCGCGGGAGAAGAUUAUGAGUCUGCCCUCCGUUCAUGUGUCAGACUACGGUAUUGGCAAGGUAUUGAAGAGGCUGCAAAAGAACGCCCGUAAAUCAUCCAGAUUUAUUGGAGCGCGCGCCACUGGUGCGCAUACCCCACAGCGUUCGCCCCUAGUGCUAAGCCUUGGUCUCCCGAAGAGGCUGGAGACUCUCCGACAACUGUUGCGACAGUAUCCUUAACGUGCGUAACCACUAAUAUAUGAUUGCAUGACGCGCGGCGCGCGCAUUGCAAAUCAACUUAUAGCAGCAGACUUGUGUGUUUGUUGACCCCUAUAUAUGUAAUCAUGAUGAUAGAUCAUCG